This is a messenger RNA of Letharia lupina, 936 nucleotides long. RefSeq lists its product as uncharacterized. The transcript is spliced from 2 exons. The coding region runs from base 1 to 936 and encodes 311 amino acids. The record is from RefSeq and is a predicted model, not a curated record. Gene Ontology annotation, biological process: ribosome biogenesis; cytosolic ribosome assembly. Lineage: Eukaryota; Fungi; Ascomycota; Lecanoromycetes; Lecanorales; Parmeliaceae.
AUGCAGAUAAAUCAGCCCUCAAAUCAAAUCCGUCUAACAAAUGUCUCUCUCGUCCGUCUGAAAAAAGGUAAAAAGCGCUUCGAAAUCGCCUGCUACAAGAACAAAGUCCUCGAAUACCGUAGUGGUAUCGAGACCGACCUGGAUAAUGUUCUCCAGAUACCCAACGUCUUUCUUUCCGUCAGCAAAGGGCAGACGGCGCCCACACAGGACCUGGCAAAGGCUUUCGGACCAAAGACCAGUGUUGACGACAUUAUUCAAGAGAUCCUGAAGAAAGGUGAGAUGCAGGUUGGUGAAAAGGAACGGCAUGCGCAGGCGGAAAGGAUCCACAACGAGAUUGUGGACAUCGUUGCUGGAAAAUUAGUCGAUCCGAAGAGUCAAAGAGUAUACACAGCGGGGAUGAUUGAGAAAGCCUUGGAGCAGUUGAGCAGUCAGGGUGCACAACAUAAGCAAGAAGAACAUGGCAAAGGGAGUGUUACUGCUACGCCAACAGCGGACGGAGAGGAGGCCAAGGGGAAGAGGAAGGACUUGCCGACGUGGACGGGCGUGGUGACUACGAAGAGUGCGAAAAGCCAGGCUCUGGAGGCUAUGAAGGCGUUGAUCGCAUGGCAGCCCAUACCCGUGUCGAGGGCGAGGAUGAGGUUGAGGGUUACGUGUCCUUCGAGUAUUCUCAAGCAGGCAACGAAAGCAGGGCCAAAGAAAGCAGCAGAGGACGGAGAAGACGUUGACGCGGAGAGAGCCACCGGGACUGUGAAAGACAGGAUAUUGAGCUAUGUGGAGCAGAUAGAGACCCAGGAUACGUUGGGGCAGGAAUGGGAAGUAGUUGGCUUCGUGGAGCCGGGAGCCUUCAAAGGCUUGGGGGAGUUCGUCGGUGGUGAGACGAAAGGCAAAGGCAGAGUCGAGGUGCUUGACAUGGCUGUGCUCCACGAAGGAGACUAG